CUUGUUUUUAAAACGUAAGGAAAGUCUCGCUUGUUCCGGUGUUGGCGUUGCGGACAGAGAUGGCGCCGCCUCCGAAGGCUCGGUUGGGAUGCGAAGUGGCGAGGAAAUGGAAAGCAACAGCUGCCCCCGGCUCGGCCUUGAAGCGUGCCGGUGUCGCGCCCGCACCACCCUGGCCCGGACACCCCCGCCGCAUUGGGCAGAUCCGCAGGACCGAGUGUCCUCCCCGUCCUCUCCCUCACCUGCCUCUUUUCCACGGCCGCCACGCAGAGGAGAGUGCCGAGCGUCCCCAUCUGGUUACCAUCAUACGGCCCAGUCAGAGUGCACUGCGGAAGGUGAGCGUGCUUUUGAACCGGAGGGGUGUGGUCUCCUUCGAGCAGCUGCUAUUGGACAUCUCAGAAGCGCUGGGCUUCCCUCGCUGGCACAGCUCCAGAGUGACACGCCUCUUCACCACCUUUGCCUGGGAGGUGAAGAGCAUUAGCGACUUCUUCCGCGGAGAUGUAGCCUUCCUGGCUCUGGGCAAAGCUCGCCCUGACCUGAGCAGCCUGCAGGAGGCGCUGGAGGAGCUGUUCCCUGAGAAUUCACGUUACCGAGCGGCGGCGCUGCUGGUCUGGGAGAAGAAACUCCGACCAGCGCCAGAUAAAGCAGCCAAAGCGGACAGCGGGUACAGCGAGGGGACCAACCGGAACAAGAAUCUGGGUGCAGAUCCAAGCGACACGCCUCCCUUUAGGAAUGGAGACACAGAGAAGGUAAAGAUGGCUACGUCCAGGAAAGCUGCUCGCCUGCCCAAUCAUCUACAGAGGCUGCAUGUGAGGGGCGGGAUCUGUGAGGCACCGCCACCUCUCGUUGGCCAAUUCAAGCAGCAACUGGAGCGAGAGACCGGAGACAAGCACUUCACUCCUCUGUGCGAGAGCUGCUUAUCAAGAAGACCCAAACAUCACAGCCCAGAAUGGAUCGACCCGCUUUCAGGAAGGGUCCCUCUUCCUCCAGUGUCCAGGAAGCAAAGAGGAAGUUCACCGCAGGCACAGGAAGUGAGGUGGAGAAGGCCUCCACUCCCGGGACUAGGGGAAGUCUCGGGUCUUCCCUCAGAGGGCAGUGAGGUCUCCCAGGCAGACAUCGAGCGCCUCUACGACAUCGGCCGGCAGGUGGGAGACGGCAACUUCGCCGUAGUGCACGAGUGCCGCCGCCGCCUCGACAGGCAGACUUUGGCCGUGAAGAUCGUAGAGCGCUCGCGGCUGGUGGGCAGGGAGCACAUGCUGCAGAAUGAGCUGUGCCUGCUGGGCAGCCUGCGCCACCCCCGCAUCGUGCGGCUGCUGGCCCACCAUCACACGCUGGCCCACACCUACCUGGUCAUGGAGCUGGCCAGCGGCGGCGACCUCUUUGAGGCCAUCAGCCAGCGAGGGAGCUUCCCAGAGGCCGAGGCCGGACUGAUGGUCUCGGACAUGAGCGAGGCGCUGAAGUACAUCCACCGUAGGAGCGUCGUGCACCGGGAUCUCAAACCAGAGAACCUGCUGAUUGUCCACGCCGCCGCAGGCAUCACCAGACUCAAGCUGGCAGACUUUGGUCUCGCCAUGAUCGUGACCGAGCCCGUCUUCACCAUAUGUGGCACGCCCACUUACGUCGCACCAGAGGUUCUCUCUGAGACAGGCUACAGUGUGGAGGUGGACAUGUGGGCUCUUGGUGUCAUCCUCUACAUUCUUUUGUGCGGCUUCGCCCCGUUUCGAAGUCGAGAGCGUAACCAAGAGGAGCUGUUUCAGAUCAUCAAACAAGCGCAGCUCCAUUUCCUGCCCCCCUAUUGGGACACCAUUUCAGCAGAAGCCAAAGACCUCGUCACUGGACUUCUCCAGUCGGAUCCUGCAGCCAGGAUGACAGCUGAGCAAAGCCUGCAGCAUCCUUGGCUGAGGGCUAUGGCGUUGCGCUGCCAGCAGAGGGCACUCCGGUGCAAAGAUGACAUGAGCACAGACUGUACAGAAGAAGAACUCAGUCGACACACCGAUGCGGCCCAUAAGAGUCCAGUGGACUACGUGACACAGCAGCUAACAGAGACCCACUCAACUGGGAGGCAGGCUUCUCAGGCCAGUCCUGCCCACGCCCACUGCAGCGACCACCCUCCAAUCAAAACAACCAAUCAGCCCACACGACCACUGAUCAAUUCCAGCCCCGAUCAGGUCAGCAUCCGACGCCCGACACAACUUCAGCUUUCUUCACCCAAGGAAAUAUUGAGAAAGUGGAAUUGAAAUUACAGCCAAUGCAGGUUUUGGUCCACAUUCCUGUUCAGGAAGGAGGCGAAAAGCAGGAAACAUGAGCAGCAAACUACAGUGGCUGACAAAGAAGAACACGCAACGACGACCAAAUGCUCCAAACACACAAGUGAUCCUAACAGAGCUAAAGGCUGAUUUAAAGACGGACAUCCCCCACAUCUGGCGCCUCUGCUGGCAUGGCCAACUUCCUGCACGUCUGGCUAACUGCUUUGCCAACGCCUGUAAAGCUAUGAUGUAACAAAACAUACGCAAUGAAACACUGUACUUUCUGUAUCUUCGAUGUGUUUUAUUGAUUAGGAAUGCUUUAAGGCUGUUAUGACUAAACAUUUCACUGCCACUUUGAAGUUAUUGUUAACGCGACAUUUAGUCAAAUACUGCAUGCAUGUCAUCCCUACACACACAGAUAUGUAGUACUGUGUAGUACGUUGGCUGAGUAGGAAGAAGCAGAGUUUAUUUAAUUCUACUCCUUCUCUGUGGUUUUUAAUAAUAAAAGGACAAAGAUGUGUAAUGGGAGUAAGAGGCAUUGGGUAAUAAAUGAGUACAGAAUGUGUAAUAAUACUACAGCCCGACCGAUAUAGGAUAUUAAAAGCCUGUAUCCGAUAUAUCUGCUGAUAUCUGAUAUAUUUGCCGACAACCGAUAUAUCGGCCAAUAUACAAAAUAAGAGGACUGAUAUAUACAGGAUACUGUAUAUACCUGUACUGUACGAUAACCGAUAUAUCGGCCGAUAUUUGAAAUAAGAGCAUUGAUGUACGUAGGAUAUAUACUGUACAUGAACAUAAAUCGCCAACAUUUUUUUGAGAACAUUUUUUUGAUUAAUUAUUGUCAUGAGAGUAACUCACAUUUGAACCACUAGAUGGUACUCCAGUACAGUGUACCUGUGUGAGCCACAUUAGCUUGACACAGAAGUUGCCUGUAUGUGUGUUGUUAAAAUUUUAUGCCAUAUAUGUCAUAUAACCGUAUUGAAUGGUUGCAUUUCUUUUGCAAUGUAG
Messenger RNA from Dunckerocampus dactyliophorus (ringed pipefish), 3248 nucleotides. RefSeq names its product doublecortin-like kinase 3 (gene dclk3). Lineage: Eukaryota; Metazoa; Chordata; Actinopteri; Syngnathiformes; Syngnathidae. The transcript is spliced from 7 exons. Gene Ontology annotation, biological process: intracellular signal transduction; protein phosphorylation. Bases 60 to 2234 code for a protein of 724 amino acids. The record is from RefSeq and is a predicted model, not a curated record. Gene Ontology annotation, molecular function: ATP binding; protein kinase activity.